This is a messenger RNA of Amphimedon queenslandica, 1625 nucleotides long. RefSeq lists its product as uncharacterized. Bases 178 to 1506 code for a protein of 442 amino acids. The record is from RefSeq and is a predicted model, not a curated record. Lineage: Eukaryota; Metazoa; Porifera; Demospongiae; Haplosclerida; Niphatidae. The transcript is spliced from 10 exons.
CCUCGACAAGAUUGUUCUCGAGAGUGUUGACUCAUUUCCUGUGUGUCCUGUCCUUGACUUGUCGAUGUCAAUUGUCGAGUCGUCUCAUAUCAGCGACUGACAGCGAGAGAGGCUACAUUGUUUAACAGGAGACUCCUGUGUUUAAAGAUAAGUGUAAGGUGCUUUAAGUUUGUAAACAUGGUGACUUGGUGGACGAGUGCCUGUUUUUGUGCACUUUUUCUCAUUAGCACAUGUUCCAGUCAACUUUGUAAUAAGACAGUGUCGGUUGAGGUGACAAGUAGUGGUCGUUUGAUGUUACCAUCUGUUGGUAGUGUCAUUUUGUGGACUGAUAAGCGUGUUCAAAGUUGGAAUUUUUCUAAUGGAACAAGUCUAUCUGAUCGUCAGUACAUAUCUGUGGGUACAGAAGAUUCAUAUUACAUAUUAGUUGGUGGUGAUACAACUUAUAAUGUCACUCUUGAAUUUGAUAUACGUGCUAUUUCAUGCAAGAAUAUUACUCUGGACUUACAAGUUUCUUCUCGAAGUUUUAGUUGUGUUCCUGUUAGUAGUUGUGGAACUUCAGAUGAUAUUGAUGUUACUAGAAUAAGAUGGUUGAAGGCGUAUUACAUUGAUGACGACAGUUAUGUAGAUGACUAUCAAGAGUUAGGCUCUAGUGGGUGUGAUGGUUUUAUGCCAGUUGGUAUAGACAAUCAUAUUGGUAGAGAUCGUAUAACCUUUAAUGAUUCACGAAGUGAAGAUAACAGGAUAAUUUCUAAUGGGACUCUUAUUAUUACGCAAGACAAUGCAUGCUCAGCUGGAUAUUACAUUGCUGUUGCUGAUGGAGUAAUAAUAUAUCAAUUUACUUUUUAUUAUGGACCAGAAUUUGUUAACAAUCCUUCUACAGAAAGUGCUAAAGUCACACUGGGGGCAGAUAAUUUUCAUGAGUUUUCCUGCCUUUUCCGAUCCUUUCCAUCUCCCAUUGUGACAUGGUAUCUGAAUGAUCAAGCAGUUAAUGAGCCAAAUGUCAGAUAUGUCAACAUAUCUUCAAACAACAAUAUGAUGCCAAAUACGACUGUUACUAGUGUUGCCUAUGAUUACACAUGGACUCUUUUUGGUGGUCUGACAAUUAAUGAUGUACAGUAUGAGAAUGGUGGCAGAUACAGAUGUUCAGGAUCCAAUGGAUACAUGACUACUGAAAGUGAUAGCAGACUUUUGAGAGUUCAAAGUCCCCUUCGUCCUCUUUGGCCUAUAUUAGGUAUCAUUGCUUCUUGUAUUAUUACUGCUGUAUUUAUUGCUGCUGGAUAUAUUGUGGACAAAAUUAAAGGAGAUGACAAAACGACUAUUAGUCAAGAUGAAAUUGAUGGAAACACAUCCAUGCCAGAAAAGCCAUUAAGGGAAAUUGACUCUUUUUCGGGAAACUAUGGUGCUUUUCGUCCAUCGUCAGUGAAUUCGUUCAAUGAGGAUGAUACAAAGGAACUGUACAGGAGAUCAUCUAGUGCUAAGGAAUUGCUGCCUAAUCAGACUUCAUAAUAGUGACAUGCAUAUAGUUUUAAUUAAUAAAAUGCCUUAUGCUUCAUGAACUCUUUGAUUAUGUCCUGUACUUUAGCUGUUAUGAAUUUUAGUUAAUUCAUUAUUAUUUGUGCUACUAA